ACAACAAUCUGUGCUCCAAAAUUGAAAGUCUCAAUAAAUAAUUUACAAAAUUACUCAGUGAUGUCAUGUAUAUUUAAAUAAACAAUUAAUAAACACAAAAUAUAAUCACACUGCAUUAAAAUAACAAUGACAUCUUACGUAAAAGAAGACGCUGGAACUUUUAUAGCAGCUAGUCAACGACCAGAUGGUACCUGGAGAAAACCAAGAAGAGUCAGAGAUGGAUAUGUACCACAAGAUGAAGUCCCACUUUAUGAAAGUUUAGGAAAACAAUUUUCUAAAAAUAAACCAACAUUUCCACCAGGAAUGUCUGCUGAAUAUGUUGCUGCUCAUAAAGCUAAAGUUGAUGCUGAAACAAAAAUAAUUCCUGGCUUAGUUAUUGUUGAUGAACCAAAAAAGAAAAAGAAGAAAAAUAAAACUAAAACUGUUCAAUCAUUGGCUAAUGAUUUAGCUGUUACAACAAUCACUGAACCUGCUGAUAAACCUAAAAAUCAAGCAGCUAAUAAUCAAAAAAUGCAAAAACAAACAAAAAAAUCAACAAAACCACAAGCAGCACCAUCAACUAGACAAGAUAGUCAAUCACAUCUUAGUGAUAGUAUGAAAAGACUUAAAAAUUUACGUAAAAAAUUACGUGAAAUUGAAUUACUUGAGAGUAAAAUUAAAAAUGGUGAUAUUAAAAAUCCAGAUAAAGAAAUUUUAGAUAAAAUAGGCAAAAAAAAUGAUGUUCAAGAUGAAAUUAAGACACUUGAAUCAAAUCAAUAAUUAAUUUUUUAAUUUUAUAUGCAAUAUAACUUAAAAAAUAAUUCAUUUUAACAAAAAAAAAAAUAAAAUAUCAAU
This is a messenger RNA of Aphidius gifuensis, 834 nucleotides long. RefSeq names its product partner of Y14 and mago (gene Pym). The record is from RefSeq and is a predicted model, not a curated record. Gene Ontology annotation, molecular function: RNA binding. Gene Ontology annotation, biological process: exon-exon junction complex disassembly. The transcript has 3 exons. Bases 127 to 759 code for a protein of 210 amino acids. Gene Ontology annotation, cellular component: exon-exon junction complex; cytoplasm. NCBI's taxonomy places the organism in Eukaryota, Metazoa, Arthropoda, Insecta, Hymenoptera, Braconidae.